Messenger RNA from Linnemannia hyalina, 2883 nucleotides. The record is from the annotation of a GenBank genome assembly. Lineage: Eukaryota; Fungi; Mortierellomycota; Mortierellomycetes; Mortierellales; Mortierellaceae.
AUGGCCAAGGCCAACCUUCAAGCCCGAGACGACGCCCUUUUCCCUCUCUUAGAGAAGGUGGAAGAGUUCCUGACCAGCGAACGUCGAGUGAUGCUUGUUUUAGGCGAUUCCGGAAUCGGCAAGUCGACAUUCAGUCGACACCUGGAACGCCAACUCUGGACCGGCUACAAGCAAGGCGAUCCUAUCCCUCUCUACAUCAACCUGCCUUUCGUUGACAACCCGGCACACGAACUAGUCGAGAAAGUACUAUAUUACCACAACUUUCUUAACAACCAGAUUCUAGAGAUGAAGCAACACCGCCACUUCAUUCUCAUCUGUGACGGAUACGACGAAAGUCAGCUCAAGGUCAACAUCCACACCACCAACCUGUUCAACCAACCCGGGCAGUGGAAGGUCAAAGUCAUCAUCAGUUGUCGCACCCAGUACUUGGAACUGGACUACCACUCUCGGUUCCAACCUCAGCCUGUCGAUCGAUGUCAGAGUGCUCGGCCGGACCUCUUUCAGGAAGCUGUGCUUGCACCCUUCUCCAAGGCACAAAUCGAUGACUAUGUCUCCCGCUACAUCCCUCUCGAGUCACGAUCCUGGAUAAAGGAGGCCUACAUGCGGAUAUUGGCCACAGUUCCCAACCUCAUGGACUUGGUUUCGAAUCCUUUUCUUCUUACUCUUGCACUGGAGGCGAUGCCUAUUAUUGCCGACAGGGAGCAUAAUUUUUCGGCCGUCAAGAUCACGCGAGUUGAACUCUAUGACGCUUUUGUUGUGUACUGGUUGGGUGUCAAUAAACGUCGUCUUGAGAGCAACGCUCUGUCGUCCGGCGACCGGAGAGUCUUUGAUCAGCUUUUGGAUGCAGGAUUUUAUUCGAUGGGUCUCGGCUACUCUACGAGAUUGGCGAUGGCGAUCUUUGAGAGACAGGGUGGAAACGCGGUAGUCCAGUACAUUCACACUCACGACAGUGGGACAUGGAAGGAAGAGUUCUUUGGAUUAGAUCCAGAGGUCCGAUUGUUGCAGGAAUCAUCCCCAUUGACCCGCUCAGGCUCUCGGUUUCAAUUUCUUCACAGAUCCAUGUUCGAGUAUUUCUUCUCUCGCACCAUCUACACGCCUGCCAGGAGUGACGCCGACCUUGAUUCAGAUGGCGAUAUUGGAUCCCCCGCUUUUCAAUUGACCGAUGAGCCAUCCAUUCUCCAGUUCCUCUCCGAUCGUGUGAAGCCAGACCCAGAUUUCGAACAGCAGCUCCGCUCAGUCAUCGACCAGUCCAAGACCGAUCCGGCAGCCAUCAUUGGAGCCGCCAAUGCCAUCACGAUCCUGGUCAAAGCCGGUGCGCUCUUCCACGGUGUCGAUCUCCAGGGUAUAAAGGUCCCUGGUGCAGACCUUUCUGACGGUCAGUUUGACUUUGCUGUGUUUCGAGGAGCUGAUUUGACGGGGGUCAAUUUCGCGAGGAGUUGGUUGCGACAGGUGGAUAUGAGCAUGGCACUGCUGGAGGGAGUGCGAUUUGGAGAGCUACCUUAUCUCGAGGUGGAGGGCUACAUAAAAGACUGCGCCUACUCGCCAGAUGGAAAGAUGCUUGCUAUGGCGCUGGUGCAGGCCAUUGUUGAGAUUUACGAUACUACAUCAUGGACAAGGGAAUUGCCUUCUCCCCCUACAGGCCAAUGGAUUGCUUCUUCCAGUGAAGACGGAACAGUGCGGCUGUGGGACGUUUCCACAGGCACCCAAGAUUCUAUCCUGCCAGGACGUGAUGACCAAGUAUGUAGUGUUACCUUCUCUCCGGAUGGUACCCAGAUUGCCUCAGCGACUUUUCUCAAGGUUCGGUUGUGGGAGGUGAGCUCAAGCCUGUCGAACGUCGAGUCACAAAGUCCGCUGGACCUUGCAUGGAAGGUGACCUACUCUUCAGAUUGCCGUACUGUCCUCUCUGCCGAUGGCCGCGGAACUGUCCAAAAGUGGGAUGUCAAGUCUGGAGCGUCCGACUCGAUUUCAAUCCAACGCCUAUAUCUUCAGUCGAUCAGAACCAGGGCAUUCUCUCCGGACGGGAAUCAACUGGCAGAAGGUGUCGAGGACUUCUCCAUUUUACUGUGGGACCUUCCAUCUGGUGCACCAGGACCAAUCCUGAAGGAACAUACGGACCGACUGUAUUCACUUUCUUAUUCGCCAUGUGGUCAUCGUCUCGCUUCAGCUAGCUGGGACCGUUCUGUACGGCUGUGGGACCUGCGCGAAACGGAGCAGAGUUUUUUGGUUGCAGAGUUGGAUCGCUCAGCGGAAUCGGUGGCAUUCUCCCCAUCAGGUCGUGGUCUUGCACUCGGCUCUUUUGGCGGGACGACCGUCAACGUUUUCGAUAUCCAGUCAAGGACGCUUACAUCCUUCAAGGGAUUGACAGGCCAGUCGAAUACUGUAUUCGCGUACUCGCCUCAUGGUCAACAGCUUGCCAUCGGGACUAUUGAAAAGUCUAUCCAUUUUUGGGACCUCCAGUCCAACAAACCCAACAUCGUCCUAAAAGCUCACUAUGGUCCAAUCUUCUGUAUCGCCUAUUCAUCGUGUGCGCAGUGGAUCGCCUCCUGCGGUAGCAGCGAUACUGUUCAACUUCGGCACCGACAACCUGGCGAGGCAGAGAGCUGGUCCUUCGUCACUUCGGUCCGCGGGUUCUUUGCUGAUGUUCUGGACAUCGCCUGGAACACGGUCGUUCCGACGGAGUUUAUAACUGGUUGCGCAGAUGGAUCCGUUCGAGCAUGGCGGAUUUCAAAUGACGGUGAUGGCGAGGGGUUUGUCGUCAAGUUUCUCUGGGGCCCCAAACUUAGCAUUCUUUGUGCCGAUGGUCUGGCACUCAAGGAUGCGACUGGCCUUAGUCCCAUCUACCAGAAAUUAUUGGUCCAACGUGGUGCCAUCGAGGAUGUCUAG